Messenger RNA from Colletotrichum godetiae, 1194 nucleotides. RefSeq lists its product as uncharacterized. The transcript has 4 exons. The coding region runs from base 186 to 1103 and encodes 305 amino acids. The record is from RefSeq and is a predicted model, not a curated record. NCBI's taxonomy places the organism in Eukaryota, Fungi, Ascomycota, Sordariomycetes, Glomerellales, Glomerellaceae.
AAUAGGUAGUCCAUAAGUUGUUCAGUCGGAACAUAUCCCAAACUCUACAACAUAACUGCCUUGAUAAUCCGCGGCUGUACCUUGAUGUUGGCUACAGCACAGUAUUUGAGCUUGCACAUCUAUUUCCAGAACUCCUCCAACGGCGGCUAUUUUGGAUACCUACCUCAGAUUAAUAGCUUUCCAACAUGGAUCCUCUAAGCAUCACAGCGAGCACUCUAACCGUCAUCCAGUCGUUGCUGGCUACCUUCGAUACCAUCAAACAUAUCAGGGGUUUACCCGCCGCCUUCAGGGAAGUGGGGGAAAGCCUCCCACUCGUCGAGAACACAUUGCAACUCGUGCAUGAAGCGUUGAAAGCCGAGAAGCCAUACGUAGCGGCUGAGAAGGAACUCAUAACCGCACUGUUUGAUUGCCAAAAUCGGGCUUCCACUUUACGCGACAUCUUCAAAGAUAUCGAGGGCGGCAAGAACCAGGAAAAGGAGGCCAAGGAGUGGUCGGCUCUUGCUAAGUUCUAUCACAACAAAAUUGUACCGCUGGGCAAGGCUCACAAAGUCGAAAGCCUGAUGCAGGACAUACUCAAAAAGCUCAAGGUGCUUGCCAUUCGACAGAUAUUCAAGGCAAGUGCGGAGUUGCAGAAGCAGGUCGACAGCCUAGAGGAUGCGAUUCGAUCUUUGUCGGAAGUGGACCCGUCACUCCAAGACUCUGACGUCGAUGCCGCCUCAAACAAUAUCUCAAUGAACAACUACAACAAAGCGAAGGAACUGGUUUCGACAGGCAGCAAUGCGGACAUUGCGAUGGGGGAUAAGUACCACUCAGGCCACAACAUGUAUUUUGCGAAUCAUUAUUAUCAAGCCUCUGGUGCCACCGUGGACCACCCAGAGCUACAUAUUGCCGACUGGCUAAGGCUAGUAUCACGGCCAGUGGAUGUUGCAAGGAUACAAACCGAAACAUUCCAGAUCGCUCUGAAAACUCCCGGUGCAGGGAACGCGAUAAUUCAACGAUCAGCCUUCGAGAGAUGGUAUGCUGGAGAUUUUCGGAAGUUUUGGUGCUAUGGAAUCCGUAUGUUAUCUUCGUUGCAAUUACCUAGACUAAGAACGGAGAUCUGACGGCAAGGCUCUUUUAGCUGGAUCUGGGAAGACCGUUCUUGCAUCUAUUAUGGUCGAUCAUAUUUCCAAGCGAGUGACAAGACACGGCAGC